UUUAAUAACAGAGUCUCCGCACACUGUGGAUUCGAACACGGAAAAGUGCUCGGGCGGAAGUGCGCAUAGAGUUUUAUUGGCUCCAACACGUAGAGCCAUGCAUUCAGUGGGUUUAAUUAGAAUUUCGACUUGUUGCCUUCCUGUGAAAAUAAGGACGAAAAAGGGCGCUAUUUCUUGAGGCUCCGAGUUUUUAGGUUAUGACGGUAAAACGGUUUUUUAUUGCCUUUUUAAAACCGAACCUUUGAGGUAAUAGUUGGUAAAUGGGUAAAUGCGAGUUUUAAGGCAUUUUAGUUGUGCUGACCCACGGUGCGCUGUAUGGCAAGAAAAAAUUUUAAUAAUCUAACGAAACAGAGUUACGAUUAUGCUGUCGUAGGCCUAUAAAGAUACUUAUAAAGCAUUUUUAUGGCUCGGAAGUUAAACGGCCUUAACCCAUUUCUAAUGUCUUAAAAUAGCUUUUCGGAGAGUUCUGCAGAGGUCAAUGUUAAGGUUAAAAAUUUCGGCUUCAAAUAAAAAUAACAGAUACAUAUUAGAGAGAAUCAUUGUAUUCUUCCUCGCAUGCCAGGUCGUUAAUUCGAAUAACAGAAAGUAUAGAAACGAGUUUAAUUUUUCCUUGAUAGGGCGCACCGUGCCAAAAACUAGAAAUCAUUUUUCAAUCUCAAUUAUGGGGAAAGAUAGCAAUUUCCUCCCAUUCCGGUGGAACGGACCUCCUUUGAAAAGUUCUAGUGGAAGUUUCUGUGCGGAUUUUUCGUUCCGGUGGACCAUCAGGUGCGGGACCGAUCAAGGAUGCAUCCGCUUUUAUUUCGGCAAUCUGCGGAUUCAGGGACGAAUAGCUUCAUUCAGAAGUACAUUAAGCAUUCAUCAGUACAUUAUUACAUUAAUCCGAACACAAAAUCUAAUCCAAAAUACUCAUUUCAAACCAAAAUCAAUCUCUACUAAUCUAAAUUCCAAAACACAAAACCUAAUCCCCGAUUCCUUGGUAUAGAGAAUCCAACUGGUUCUUCCCGUCACUCUAGAUCUUGGAUUUUCAAGACAACAUUUUUAUCUUUUUUAAUUAUUCAAUGGUUUACGUAUUCACGUUAAACUUGAAUAAAAUUUUAUUAUCCAUCAUAAAGCACAAAUAAUGAAAACUAAAAAACUGAAAGAAUGUUGAUGAGGUAGCUUAUCUUGUACUCGACGAUCCUAAUCAUCUUUUUUUAGAGGUUGGUUGAGAUCAACUAUACUUCGCUACGUUUAAUCCUUUAAACAAAUUACUUUUUCAAGUUUUACCUUCUCAUGUAAGCCUUAAACAUUUGAAACAACCCAUGCGACUAAAUAACCUUUGUAACGUGAAGGAUAAUACAGUGUAAGGUCGUGAGAUAAACGCUUUUACGUCGUACUCAAUGAGCUAACCUGUCACUUCGGAAAGAAAACCUUGACUCCACAAUUUACGACCGCAACUUUACAACAUUUAAGGAAAAGAGAAGCACACGUGAUACGCACCCUCGGAUACCCGCCAAAGAAAUGUCUUGGCAGCAAAGAAUUAGUUUAUUAUCAGAAACCUUUCACAACUGACGCAAUGUUUUAUGGUCAUUUACAACCGAUUCGUUGGAUCAUUACCAUGUCUACAAUGUCGUCUAAUUCGUCUGAGCAAAGCGCUGGCUUCGUCAAUCACGCAUUUGACGAUGGUUCACCUGAUGGCAAUAUGUGCGAAAAGAAUAUUGACACGGAAGCUCCCGCAGUGAUAAUAACACAAAAUGAAGGUGAAGAUCAACCGGAACGAGAAAAUUGGGACAAUCCUGUAGAGUUUCUUCUCUCUUGUAUUUCAAUGUCGGUCGGAUUGGGUAACAUUUGGCGGUUUCCGUUCGUUGCCUAUGAGAAUGGAGGUGGUGCUUUCUUAAUUCCGUACCUAAUCGUGCUGGUCUUCAUUGGACGGCCACUUUAUUUCCUCGAGAUGAUCCUUGGACAAUUUUCAAGUUCAGGAUCCGUCAAAAUUUGGGACUGUGUACCAUUUGCUAAAGGUAUUGGAUACGGACAAGCGCUGGCUACCUGGUGUGUCGUCACUUACUACUGUGUCUUGAUGGCCUUGGCCUUUUUCUACCUCUUUGCUUCAUUCCAAGCUGUUUUGCCCUGGACUGAAUGCGAUCCUGAAUGGGCAACUGAAAAUUGCUACAGUACCACAGCUAAUCUAUCGAUGGCUAAUCUGACUAACACUAGUGUGUCCAGUGCAGAAGAAUAUUUCUACAUUUAUGUCCUGAAGAAAAUUCCCAAUAUGGAUGAUGGCAUCGGGACUCCAGAUUGGCGACUAACUUUGUGUCUCCUGCUGUGCUGGAUUUUAGUAUUCGCAAUGCUCGCCAAAGGAGUAUCCUCGUCAGGAAAGGUGGCUUAUUUCACAGCCCUUUUUCCUUAUGUCGUACUUAUCACGCUUCUUAUACGAGGUUGCACUUUACCCGGAGCAGGUGACGGCAUCUUGUACUUUAUCACACCUGACUGGGAAAAAGUUUUAACACCAGAUGUUUGGUACGCAGCUGUGACGCAGUGUUUCUUCUCUUUGUCGGUUGGCUUUGGACCGAUUUCAACUUUUUCCAGCUACAACCCAUUCCGCCAUCCGAUUUACAGAGAUUCAACUAUCGUCAGCUUGGCGGAUACUUUUACCAGCAUUCUGGCUGGAGUCACCAUUUUCUCAAUUCUUGGCAAUUUAGCUUAUGAAACAAAUCAACCCAUCGAAAAUGUUGUUCAAGGUGGAACCGGGUUAGCUUUCAUUUCGUAUCCGGAAGCUAUAUCGAAAUUUGAUGCAGUCCCUCAGUUAUUCGCCGUGCUCUUCUUUUUGAUGCUGAUUACUCUUGCGAUCGGAAGCGCAUCCGGACUUGCCGGAUGUAUUAUUACUAUACUGUCUGAUGAUUUACCACACAUUCCCCGUUGGAUUGUCACUGCAUUUGUUUGCGCCGCCAGCUUCCUCAUUGGACUUGUUUACGUUACUCCGGGAGGCCAGUAUAUUCUGGAUUUGGUGGAUUAUUUUGGCGGAGGAUUCAUCAUUUACAUUAUGGUGAUCGCUGAGACUAUUGCUGUCUGUUGGAUUUAUGGACUCAAGCAAAUAGUCAACGAUAUUCGCUACAUGUUGGGAUUCGGAUUGGGAAUUUAUUGGAAAUUCACAUGGUGCUUUUUAAUCCCAAUUGCUCUAGCAGUCAUCUUUAUCUAUGCUAUGGUUGUUUAUGAACCGUUGAAGACUGACGAUGGAGAACCUUACCCUCCCGCCGCAAACGCUGCUGGGUGGGUAUUGGCUGCUAUUGCCAUACUUCAAAUUCCGAUAUGGGGAGCUUUAGUUGUUCGCAAACAACAAGGAAAUAACUGGAUUCAGCGAUUCGAAGCUAGUCUUCGGCCGGCAGCUGAAUGGGGACCCAAAAAUCCUGGAAUCAAACGUGACUGGUUAGAAUACAAUAAGCAACCUAUAAGAUUCUCAUGGAUUCCCAAUCCCAAAUGGACCAGAAGCUGUAAAUCGCACUAGGAAACGUAUUUAAAGGUCUAAUCGUGUGAUUCCUAUUAUAUAAAGACCGGUUUUAAACAAUAGGUCUGUUGAAAGUUAUAACGCCAGAAAAUAAAUUACUAUUUGUAAAACGAA
This is a messenger RNA of Daphnia pulex (common water flea), 3595 nucleotides long. Its product is annotated as sodium-dependent nutrient amino acid transporter 1-like. The transcript has 18 exons. Lineage: Eukaryota; Metazoa; Arthropoda; Branchiopoda; Diplostraca; Daphniidae. The coding region runs from base 1556 to 3481 and encodes 641 amino acids. Gene Ontology annotation, biological process: sodium ion transmembrane transport. Gene Ontology annotation, cellular component: membrane. The record is from RefSeq and is a predicted model, not a curated record. Gene Ontology annotation, molecular function: L-amino acid transmembrane transporter activity.